UUAUGACCGGUUGGGGGUCGCGGCAUUAAAAGGUUGAGAACCACUGGUCUAGGGCUUCCUGCUUGAGCAGGGGGUUGGACUAGAGGACCUCCAAGGUCCCUUGCAGCCCUGUUAUUCUGUUCUUCUCAACUUCUAGAAGUUUGGGAAGGCUGAUGGACCCCCUGAUAGGACAAACGUUGGUUUUGGCUGCUCCUGGUUUUUCCUGUCGCGUUGCCAUCUGGAGUGAACACCGCCUGAUUACCGGGAUCGUCACUUACUCAGAUUGGGUGGGAGGUGAGAAUUUGAUCUAUUUUGAGCUAGGAAAGGCACCCCUAAUUUUUUUUCCGAGUCUCGUUCAGCUUGGGGGUUCUGCUUGUGCAGCACUGGGGUCAACCUCCUGUCGUAGUGCGAACAUUAAAAAUCAUUUCCCAACUCUCGGGUGGGGGGGGGGGUUCUCCUGGAAUCUCCCCCACUCAUUAAAGUGCCUCCCAACCCCAUCCUUUCUUCAGACCCCUCCUCUUCAUCGUUACUCGCAGCUUUCAGGGGCGUCUUUCCCUCCUUACAAUGGCCUUGAGAAGCACCCCAACCAGAAACACCACUGUUUUCUGGGAUUUCUUUGAACGUUCAUGUCAACAUCCAGCUCAAGAAUCCAAAUAAAACUCCGUCCAUUCUGUUUCCGAAAAUCUCAACUGUUUAUUAAAUACACGGCAUGGUGGUGUCGAAGCAAAACUAAGUCUGAGUUUCCCAGGCACCAGUUCAUAGAAUUAAACCAUCAUUUCUCGGGUCAAAACCCCAACCUCUCACCUAGUCCAUGUAAACAAUUUCACUUUGUUAUGGGAACCGUCUGCUUCCUCUCCACACCUGCUGUGGUGUCCUUGGAGAGGUUUCAGGCUCUCACAGUCUUCAGCGGAACCGGAGAGGUUUCGUUGUUCUCAUUGUAAUGGCAAGUUGAAACGAGACAUGUCGUUACCAAAGUUUCAUUCUUGACAGUUCAAUAGACUGUAGCCAUGGGAUAUCCUGCUAUCCCCCACUGAAGGGCUAAUCAUGGUCCUGGCUGGCUCAGGAAUUCUGGGAGUUGAAGUCCACAGGUCAUAAAGUUGACAUGGUUGCUCACCCCUGUGUCUUGAAGCACUUCAAACACGACAUCUUAAAAAAAGAAAAAUGUGAGAUCAGACCGGCCCAACUCAAACAUCCAGAUUAGCUUCUUAGGUUGACAUUUUAAGAGCAUAAUCUGAUUAAUGCCGUAAGAAGCUCAGAAGCAGCUGCUUCCAGUUCCAUCCAGUCCCAUAACAGGGAUCUAGCGGCUUUGUGGGGCUCAGCUGGUUUGGUGAUACACGAGUGAGCAGUUCAGAGCUGCUAAGAGUAGCAACUCGGCAAUUGACAGAAUCCGAGUUCCUCUAAAGGCAUCGGCCGCGGAUGGUGGCCAGUGAAGGCCCCUCAAUCACCACCAUGAGGCCCACCGUGCAAAGGCGGGCAAGCCUCUCAGCCAACAUGAAGUUUAGGGCCUGUCAGAAGUGCUGCAGGACUGCCAACAAUGUGGACCUCCUCCUUCCCUUCUCUCAGGAGAAGCUGGUCAAGCCGUGGAGCUCCAUGGACAAUUUGGCCGACUGGGCCCAGGACAGCGACGACCUUUCCCACCCGUCGAAUCCGAAUUUCUUGACCCUCAACGUUGGAGGCCAACACUUCCACAUCUCUGUCCGAGUGGCGGCCAAAUACCCCCUCACCAGGAUUGGGCAAUUGGCCACCUGCGUGGAUCCCGUGAAGAAGCUGGAGCUGUGCGACGACUACUCGGUGCCGAAGAACGAGUACUUCUUCGACCGAGACCCUCUCGUCUUCCACUACGUCUCCCACUUCUACCGGAGCGGAGUCAUGUGGGUCCUGACCGAGUUCUGCUCGGCCAACUUCCUGGAGGAGAUCGAGUACUGGGGCGUCCACAUGAAGUACACCCAGCGCUGCUGCCGGAUCCUCUUUGAGGAGAAGCAUGACGAGAUAGUGGAGUAUCUGAAGAUCCAGCAAGAGUUGGAGGCCGAACUGGAGACCGUCGAGAAGGAAGAACAUUUUGAGGGCAAGUUCAUGGGCCAGUUCCGGAAGGCCAUCUGGAAACUGAUCGAGAACCCGUACUCCUCGGUCCUGGCUAAGAUCACGGCCCUCUUGUCCAGCCUGUUCGUGCUGUUCUCGGUGGUGGGGAUGACCCUCAGCACCAUGAAGGAAAUGCAGGACAAGACCAGCAAGCAGUGCAUGGAGCACUUGGAGACCGUCUGCGCCGUCUUCUUCACCCUGGAGUACCUCAUGCGGCUGGUCUCCACCUCCACCCUCCGGCAGUUCUUCCGGGCGGCCUUCAGCGCCAUCGACCUGGUGUCCAUCCUGCCCUUCUACGUCCAGAUCGUCUUCGAGUGCCUGGUCGAGAACGACUCCGAAGACCACGAGGAGCUGCACAAGAUGCGGAACGUGGGGAAGCUGGGCAAGGUCCUCAAGCUGAUCAAGCUGAUGCGGAUCUUCCGUAUCCUGAAGCUGGCCCGGCACUCCACGGGGCUGAGGGCCUUCGGCUUCACCCUCCGGCAGUGCUGCCAGCCGGUCUGCUGCCUCCUGCUCUUCAUCGCCAUGGGCAUCUUUACCUUCUCCGCCCUCAUGCACUCCGUUGAGCACGAUGUGCCGAACACCAACUUCACCAGCAUCCCCAACGCCUGGUGGUGGGCAGCAGUGAGCCUCUCCACCGUGGGCUACGGGGACACGGUGCCGGACACCUUCCUGGGCCGGGUGGUGGCCUUCGGCUGCAUCGCCUUCGGCAUCAUCGUCAACGGGAUGCCCAUCUCCAUCCUCUACAACAGGUUCUCCGACUACUACGCCAAGCUCAAGUCCCACGAGGAGGACAAGACCACGGUGGCCCCCCGCCAGGACGGCCUCAGGCAGAGGCUCCGGAAGAAGCUGGGCCGGUGCUGGGGCCCCGAAAGCAACCGGGCAGGCCAGCCCCCCGGCCAGUAG
Crotalus tigris (Tiger rattlesnake) is the source of this 2961-nucleotide messenger RNA. Its product is annotated as potassium voltage-gated channel subfamily V member 2-like. The transcript has 2 exons. Gene Ontology annotation, biological process: potassium ion transmembrane transport; protein homooligomerization. Gene Ontology annotation, cellular component: voltage-gated potassium channel complex; membrane. The coding region runs from base 1396 to 2961 and encodes 521 amino acids. The record is from RefSeq and is a predicted model, not a curated record. Gene Ontology annotation, molecular function: delayed rectifier potassium channel activity. NCBI's taxonomy places the organism in Eukaryota, Metazoa, Chordata, Lepidosauria, Squamata, Viperidae.